Messenger RNA from Anopheles marshallii, 1353 nucleotides. RefSeq names its product GATA-binding factor C (gene grn). Gene Ontology annotation, cellular component: nucleus. Lineage: Eukaryota; Metazoa; Arthropoda; Insecta; Diptera; Culicidae. Gene Ontology annotation, biological process: positive regulation of transcription by RNA polymerase II; cell fate commitment; negative regulation of transcription by RNA polymerase II. The record is from RefSeq and is a predicted model, not a curated record. Gene Ontology annotation, molecular function: DNA-binding transcription factor activity, RNA polymerase II-specific; zinc ion binding; RNA polymerase II cis-regulatory region sequence-specific DNA binding. The transcript is spliced from 7 exons. The coding region runs from base 1 to 1353 and encodes 450 amino acids.
AUGGAUAUGACGUCGGCAGCGGAGGCACGCAGCUGGUACGACAACCAGCGGCUCGGUGGCUCGCCCGGUACAUCGGCCGCCCUCGGUCACCAGACGGCCGCGGUCGAUCCGUCCGAGAUGAACCCAUUCUACCCGCUGGAAAAUGGCUCCCAUCGGCGUUACUACCCGACAAGCUACGGACCGCACGCAUCCCGCAUGACCUCGUCACACGUUUCACCCCAAGUCUGCCGGCCACACUUCCACGGUCCACUGUCCUGGCUAAGCGAUCCACCCAAACCGAUCGCGUCCAGCAGUGCGUGGGGCAGCCCGUUCGCCUGCCCGCAGGACCCGCAGGACAAGCUGAGCCAGGUGCAGACGGGCCAGUCCGGCCAGCAUAUCUUCUCCUUCCCGCCGACCCCACCGAAGGACUCGACGCCCGACUCGGUGCAGACAGCGCCGGCCGAAUAUCAAGCCACGAUCAACGCGUUCAUGCACCAGGCCCAGGUCGGUACGGGCGGAUCGCUUGGCGGUGUCGGUGGGGGCGUCGGCGGUGGCGGUGCGACCGGCCAGACGGCGGACAGUUGCGGGCUGGACGUGAAACCAUGCCUGACCGGUGGCAACGGAUCGGGCGGCAGCGGAGGCGGCAGUGGCGGUGGCAGCGGAGGCCAAAACCAACCAAAGCAGCGUGAAGAGGGACGAGAGUGUGUCAACUGUGGUGCUACAUCGACACCCCUGUGGCGAAGGGACGGUACUGGCCACUAUCUGUGCAAUGCCUGCGGACUCUACUACAAGAUGAACGGCCAGAAUCGCCCACUGAUCAAACCGAAACGAAGACUGGUUAGCUCGCUUCAAAGUGCCGCCCGACGUGCCGGUACAUCGUGCGCCAACUGCAAAACGACCACCACCACCCUAUGGCGAAGGAAUCAGGGUGGCGAACCAGUUUGCAACGCUUGCGGGCUGUACUACAAGCUGCACAACGUUAACCGACCAUUGACGAUGAAAAAGGAAGGCAUCCAGACGCGAAAUCGAAAGCUGUCGUCCAAAUCGAAGAAGAAGAAAGGAAUUCCCGGCUCGUGUCUUCCACUCGGCGGCCAUCUCGGAGACCUGAUGAAACCGCUCGAUCAUAAACCCUCCUUCCCAGGAGCCUUCCCCGGAUCGAUGGGACAACACGGCCAUUUAUCUGGAGGAUUACAUCCAGCGCACACGCAUAUGCACGGUGGCUGGUACACGACCGGCAUGGGAGCUCUCGGAACGUCCGGUGGACUACAGAACGGUUUCGGUGGUGCGGGCUCGUUAGGUGGAGGAGUCGUCCCACAUUCGCAAUCGUACCAUCUAGGACUUAAUUCAAUGAGCUGGCGUUCGGAGUACACGUGA